GUUUCUGGAGGCUUAAAAACUGUUAAUUGGCCUACUGGCACUCUAUAUAAGGCACAGUAAAUUAAACACAUUUGUGAGUUGCUGUGAGCUCAUUGUUCCAGAUUCAGCCUACUUUUCAAUUAGGAUGUCUCAGUUUAUGUUGAUAUGGUCUGUGUUGUGGUGGAUCAACAUAGCAACAGGACAGCAAUGUUCUUCCUACCAACAUGAAACUGUAAAGUUAGUCAUCAAAAGCCAGCGAAACAAUACUGGACACUGGGUAGCUCAGGUAUCACUGAAUCAUGGGGCGUAUCAACAUGAAGAAGGUCCAUGGGAACUGGAUGUGGACCACUCAGUAGAAAAGUGCGAUGAGGAGGAGUCUGUACACCUAGUGGCAACAAUAGCAGUACCUCCACGACAUAUACAUGUGCAGUACAAGUUGUUGCCUGACUUGGGCUACUACAGAUUCCAUGAUGUUCCUGUCACUUGGUACAAGGCUGUAAUAACAUGUACAGCAGAAAAUGGCCACCUCCUGAUAUUGAAUUCACCCAAGGAAUUCACAGAACUGAAAAAGAUAUGGGAUGCAAGUGGAGUGAAAGGAGACUUCCUUCAUAUUGGAAUUAAUGAUUUUGAUAAGGAAGCAGUAUUUGUCACUGUAUUGGGUGAUUCUUUGAAUUCUACAGGUUAUGCUCCAUGGGGACCAAAUGAACCAAACAGUGGUGCAACUGCAAACUGUGGUGCUUUAAAACGUACAGGAGAGUUACAUGAUUCAUACUGCAGUAACCAGUUCCCAUUCUUCUGUGAGAAAAAUUUGUUUUAAUCAUUUAACUUACACAUUAUCCGUAUGCCCAGAAACCUAGCCAACAUUAGACUGGGGAACAGCCUGAAUACUAAGAUGAAAUGUUGCCACUACACCGUCCUGCUUAAUUGACAAGAGGAAUAUUCAGGACUGGUUGUUAAGAGGGUAAAUCAUAAAUCCUUCUUACAAAAUAUUGUUUCACCAUGGUUAACACUUCUGCAAAGUACUUUAGAAACCCUGGUUUGAAUUAUAGCUGGAAGACAGGCUACUCUGAUUGUAGCUUUUUGUUGUUUUUACUCAGGCAAUUCAGGAGAAUCAGAACAGUAUCUCAAAAUACCACUUUCCUUCAGACUACACACAUUAUCCCACACACACAGGUGUUUGUGAACAAUACUUUUAUCCCCUUCCCAAUGUCCCCAUAAUGUGUUUCUUCAAGAAUCUACAUUCUGUGACCUAUAGCAUCAUGUUACAUGGGAAGUGUAAAAUUAACCUGUCCCAUGAUACUGUGCCACAUUAAAAGUGUAAACUAAUUAUGACACUAAUGGUAGUAAUUUUAAAUUAUCUAUAUUCCUUAUUAUCUGUGCCUCCUCUCCCUUCCAAUAGCCUGAAUAAUAGAGAUUUCUGUGCAAAACUAAUUACAUAUUAUCUAAUCGUGAAAAGAAAGUAUAGGAACAUAAAGGAUUGGUUUGAAUAUUAUGUAAGUAGUAUGAAAAUUAUGGUCUUAGUGAAGUGUGUGACAGACACAUCUAUACCUUUAUAGUAUUUAGGUUAUUAUGCAUUCUAUUUUGACAAGUUUAUAGUCAUCACUGUCACAAGCACGUUUUAUAUAAUACAACAACAUUAUUGUCUACAUA
This is a messenger RNA of Zootermopsis nevadensis, 1629 nucleotides long. Its product is annotated as hemolymph lipopolysaccharide-binding protein. Lineage: Eukaryota; Metazoa; Arthropoda; Insecta; Blattodea; Termopsidae. The record is from RefSeq and is a predicted model, not a curated record.